This is a messenger RNA of Neodiprion fabricii, 3789 nucleotides long. It is a transcript of the gene Gprk1, whose product is annotated as G protein-coupled receptor kinase 1. Gene Ontology annotation, biological process: G protein-coupled receptor signaling pathway; protein phosphorylation; regulation of signal transduction. Gene Ontology annotation, molecular function: G protein-coupled receptor kinase activity; G protein-coupled receptor binding; ATP binding. NCBI's taxonomy places the organism in Eukaryota, Metazoa, Arthropoda, Insecta, Hymenoptera, Diprionidae. The coding region runs from base 755 to 2821 and encodes 688 amino acids. The record is from RefSeq and is a predicted model, not a curated record. The transcript has 16 exons.
AACUUGGUGGCUGUGACUGGCCGCUGACUGUCAGCGAAGAGAGGAAAAUCGCGAAGUUUGGGAGACGGAGACUCGGUAAAUCAGUGCUGAGUGAGUUUUACCGUGCCAGAUUGGUGCGUGGGACCGCGUAGACGUCAGUUUCGCAAUGAUAACGUCGCCUUAGCCAGGGAUAACCCCGAUUCCCCGGUACCCUCGUGUGUAAAAUGAUAUACGUAGCGAAGAAGACGCGAGUGAGCCUCGUAGCCGCGUAGCCCUGAGUUCGGUACUGCCCGGGUAAAUAAACCCGAAGGGGAUUGAGUGAGCUGAAGUUUGGCGGUCCUUUCCAUCGAAAUCGUCUCGGCUCCCGGGCGGGACGGACAAAUCACACCAAGCCGAAUGAACGAACGUUUCGAAGACUAGGUGCCUGCAUAGAUCGGGGAUCGAAGAAAGUGAUACGGGUGAUAAAGAGAGCCAGUGACUCGGAUCGUGGGAGGUGCAGCAGCUCCGGAUACUCGAGGACGGCGUGCAGCGUAAGAAACCCAAGUAAAAGUGUGUUGUGUGCAUUCGUCUUCGUCGACGUCGCCCUGCUUGCCGUCUCCGUUCCGUCGCUGCAACAGCAGCGUUCGUCCGUCCGUCCGUGGCAGGUUCAGGUUGACUCGACUGGUAGCUCGAGCUCUGAGACACUAGCAUCCGAACAAACGACGGAAAAAAGGGGGGGGGAGAAACAAAAGAAAAACGAAAAAUAAAAAACAAAACAACACCCGAAUCAAUCAAAAUGGCGGACCUCGAGGCGGUUCUCGCCGAUGUGAGCUACCUGAUGGCGAUGGAGAAGAGCAAAUGCACCCCCGCGGCGAGGGCGAGCAAGAAAAUCGUCCUGCCGGACCCUAGUGUCAGAAGCGUCACGCACAAGCAUCUUAUUAAAAAGAAUGAAGUGAACUUCGACAAAAUAUUCAAUCAAAUGUUAGGGUAUCUUUUAUUCAAAGACUUCUGCGAGACUGUAGCGGAGGAACCAAUUCCGCAACUUAGUUUUUACGAAGAGAUCAAAGCGUAUGAGAAGUUGGAAUGUCCGGAAGAGAGGAGAAGACUUGCUCGGGAAAUAUACGACAAUUUCAUAAUGAAAGAAUUAUUAGCUCAUGCGCACGAAUACUCGAAAGAUGCGGUAGCACAUGUACAGAAAUAUCUAAUGAAGAACGAGGUUCCAGUUAAUUUAUUUGAGCCGUACAUUGAGGAAAUCUUCAACCACCUGAGGGGAGACCCGUUCAAAAAAUUUUUGGAGAGUGACAAGUACACACGUUUCUGCCAAUGGAAGAAUCUCGAGCUGAACAUCCAGCUGACAAUGAACGACUUCAGCGUACAUCGAAUUAUCGGGAGGGGGGGAUUUGGGGAAGUUUACGGAUGCCGAAAGGCGGACACUGGUAAAAUGUACGCAAUGAAGUGCCUCGAUAAAAAGCGUAUUAAAAUGAAGCAGGGAGAAACAUUGGCCCUUAAUGAAAGGAUAAUGCUCUCGCUAGUCAGUACUGGAGUCGAUUGCCCGUUCAUAGUCUGCAUGACAUACGCCUUUCACACGCCGGACAAAUUGUGCUUCAUACUGGAUUUAAUGAAUGGUGGCGAUCUUCACUAUCACCUUAGUCAACAUGGUGUUUUCAAUGAACCCGAAAUGAAAUUUUACGCAGCUGAAGUGAUUCUUGGUCUGGAACACAUGCACCGCAGAUACAUCGUAUAUCGAGACCUUAAACCAGCCAAUAUUCUUCUUGACGAACACGGUCACGUCAGGAUAUCCGAUCUGGGACUCGCCUGUGAUUUUUCAAAGAAAAAACCCCACGCCAGUGUCGGCACUCACGGCUACAUGGCGCCUGAGGUACUUUCGAAAGCAACCCCGUACGACUCGAGCGCAGAUUGGUUUUCCUUCGGUUGUAUGUUAUACAAACUCCUGAAGGGUCACAGUCCGUUCAGACAGCACAAGACCAAAGACAAACACGAAAUCGACCGCAUGACACUCACUAUGAAUGUCGAACUACCAGAAACUUUUUCGCGGGAGCUGCAGUCGCUUCUAGAAGGUUUGCUGCAAAGGGAUAUCGACAAGAGGCUCGGGUGCCGAGGCGGUGGGGCAGACGAGCUUAAAGAGCAUCCAUUUUUUAGUGGAAUCGACUGGCAACAAGUGUAUCUUCAAAAGUAUACGCCACCUUUGAUACCACCGAAAGGGGAAGUUAAUGCAGCUGAUGCUUUUGAUAUUGGGUCUUUCGACGAAGAGGAUACCAAAGGUAUCAAGUUGACAGACGCCGAUCAAGAUCUUUACAAAAAUUUCCCUCUCGUUAUAUCGGAGAGAUGGCAAGCUGAAGUAGCAGAAACUGUCUUCGAAACAAUUAACAAUGAAGCUGAUAAGGUGGAAAAUAAACGUAAAGCAAAACAGAAGCUGAGGUUUGACACCGAUGAGAAGGAGUCGGAUUGUAUACUACACGGGUAUAUAAAAAAAUUAGGAGGACCCUUUGCGAGCGCGUGGCAGACUCGCUAUGCUAAAUUAUAUCCAAACCGAUUAGAACUUCAUCCAGAAUCGACGACUAAUAAACCCGAACUUGUCUUCCUGGAUCAGGUGGAAGAAGUAGCUGCUGACUACCAACACGUUAAAGGAGAACAGUGUAUAGUAGUUCGUACUCGAGAUGCGAAAAUUGUACUCACUAAUCCCGAUGAAAUAGGAUUGAAAGAGUGGGCACUGUCACUUCGGUCUGCACACAAAUGUUCAAUGGAGUUGCUAGGAAACAUGGCAAAAAAAGCUGGAAAAAUAUACGGCACUGAACGUGAGGCGACAAUCCAGCAAAUGCAGCGUUCUACAAACGGAAACUAGCCCUUGCCGUUGCCGGUAACGUAUUGUCAUACUUCAGUUCCACUGCUACGCAGCAGCAGCAGUAACAGCACCAGCAACAACAACAACUUUUUUUAUACUAAUACGAGGUGAAAGAGCUAGAGCGAUGCUCACUGGUAUCGAGGACAGUGUUAGACGGGAUCUGAUCCUCUUACCUCAGACUCACUCAAUCACUCACAUCCCCCCGUCUCCCGCCCUUCGAUUCGCCCUUCGUCUCCCAAAAUUCCCGAAACUUGUACGGCGUGUAGCGCCGCGCUGUAUAGAGACUCUAGCGGAUAGCCUCGCACCCAUCCCUUGCCCCCUCCCCAUCGUCCCGCCUCUCGCCAAUCACGAACCCUGAUUUAAACUACACGUAGGGUUAUCGGUAUAGGAAUUCGGGCGCGUAGCGUGACGUCGUUAUAUUUGUACGGUAGCUAUAAUACUUAUGUAUGUGGAUGGCAUUAGCGAUUAGCGACUGAGCCAUGCACAUCACCCUCUAUCCCGGGUCCUCUGUCCUGAACCAAGUAUCCUCUACCCGCCCCGAUCCGAUAGUGUAUUAAUAUUACUACGAAACUUGUAUUAUUGUAUUAAUUGAACCGAACUGUACUAUUCGUUUACUUAAUUUAUUUACUAAUACAAAAAAAAAAAAAAGGAAAGAAGAAAAGUUUUAUAUUACCUUAAGAUAGCAAACAAUCCAUUGUCUAUUACGUUGUUAUUACUAUUAUUAAUAUUGUUAUUAUUAUUGUUUUAUCCAUGGUAUUUCCAUCAACAGAGAAAGGGAGAGAAGAAAAACCAAUAGAAAACUGUACCAAUAAUAAUGAUGAUAUUAUUAAUGACAAUGAUGAAAAAUGAUAAAGUCGUUUGUAUAUUGGUAGGAAAAUUGAAUAUUAUUGUUAUUACUGUGUACCGCUUGGGCAGACACGCGCCGUCCGCCUUGGCAAUAAAAAAAGAUGUGCGAUGAACGCAAAGAA